Messenger RNA from Chaetomium globosum CBS 148.51, 1035 nucleotides. RefSeq lists its product as uncharacterized. The coding region runs from base 1 to 1035 and encodes 344 amino acids. The transcript has 3 exons. Lineage: Eukaryota; Fungi; Ascomycota; Sordariomycetes; Sordariales; Chaetomiaceae. The record is from RefSeq and is a predicted model, not a curated record. Gene Ontology annotation, cellular component: plasma membrane.
AUGAUCAACCGGAGAACCAUCUCGGCCCUGUUCGCCGGGGCCGCCCUGAGCUCGGCAUGCACGAUCCCGACAGAACCCCUCGACAACAACAUUGCCUAUCCUUUCCGUGCGCAGGUCCAGAAUGCCAGCCGGCCUGAGGUGCACAACCAAUACCUGAACCUGCUCCAAGCAGGCGGCGGUGAUCACCAUCUCUUCAUUGGCCCGGUCGGCGUCCCCACCUACGAUUUGACUCUCGUGGACGGUGUCAUCAACCAUGUGCCGAACGGCGUCCGUCUUGUGAUCGGCGGCGAGAUUGACCACACCACCAAGCUGUUCUCGACCGGCCGCGGCGACGACCGUGCCAUCUUCGAGCCUACGUACGCCUGCAACCCGGACACCGACGAGCUCCAGAUCGAGCUGCGCUUUGUGACCUGGCAGAACCAUCCCACAGGCGGUCACGUUUGCGUCCGCCACGCCUUCGAUGGAAGCCACGAAUUCCGGUACUCACCACCGGGCAACACCCUGAUCGACGUCAACCGCGAAUGCAUCAAAGUCACCCUCGUCGUCAUCCCCACCACUGACCUCCCCCCACCCACCAGCAGCAGCACCACCCUCAGCACCGUCACCAUCCCAGCCACCUCCACCACCAGCGCCGCCGGCCCGACCGGCACGCCCACGGCGCCCUUCACCGACCUGACCGCCUCUGGCUUCCGCUUCCUGGGCUGCGCGCCCGAGGAGCGGUGGACGACGGACGGGCCGUUCCGCACGCUGUCGGGGGCCAGCGAGGCGUCGACCGACGCCAUGACCAACGAGCGGUGCGCGGCCUUCUGCACGGCCCGCGGGUUCCGGUACGCCGGCACCGAGUGGCGCCAGGAGUGCUGGUGCGGCGACGAGGUCGCGGCCACGCGCGUGCCGGCGACCACGGCGGCGAGCUUGGAGAAUUGUAAGUAUGUCUGCACGGGCGACUCGACGCAGUAUUGUGGGGGGGAUGCGUGGUUGAGCUUGUAUGAGAAGUGUGCGGAGGGCGGGCCGUGUGAGAAUGUGGUCUUUACUUGA